Cooperia oncophora is the source of this 1092-nucleotide messenger RNA. NCBI's taxonomy places the organism in Eukaryota, Metazoa, Nematoda, Chromadorea, Rhabditida, Trichostrongylidae. The record is from the annotation of a GenBank genome assembly.
AUGUGGCCAUAUUGUCUUGUAGUUUGGCUGGUGGUGUGGAUUUGGCCAGCCACCUGUCUUUUCCCGGGAGCAGUCCCGGAUGACGGUGAUGUCCGCCAUCUUUAUCCAAUCACACAGAUCAAUAUCGGCCUACAAGAUCAUGCCCAUAUGAUACCGUAUUUGCUGGGAUGGUUGGAAAAUAUUGAAUAUCCGAAGAGUCGACUUCGUAUCGUUUUGUAUCUGUUAAAUAAGGACGAUGCUACGGAAAACCAAGUGACUUGGUGGAAGAAUUCUGUAUCGUCGUUGUUUGCGUCAUUGACUGUCGUGGCAGGUGAGAACAACUGGUUGGAAGCAGGCCUGAGAGGUGCACGAUUACGUAAAGCCAGCCGGGUUCUGCUGAUGACAGGGAACACCUUGCCAGUUAGGAGCACCUUGUUGCAGGACCUCAAUUCUACCGCUGUUGUGAUGAGCGCGUUGUUUUCACCAACUCUUGACAGUAAAAUCGCUAACUCUGUGGAAGUGAGCGAUGACUUUCGCGAUCGACAAGUGCUCGAAAGAAGAAAGGUCUCAGAAGCCGUACUACCUAUGUUAAUAAACAUUGACACGAUAGAUUCGUCAUACCUUACAUUUGAUGCGGACAACCUACCUCACUAUAAGGGCACUGAAGACCCAUUUGAGGUUUUUGUGGAAUCGGCAGAAAGAAUGCAAAUCGACCUAUGGAUUGACAAUCAGCAACUACAUGGUUUCUACAUCGACGAAAAUUUAGAGGUCUAUGAUCGCCGAAGGACACUCCGUUACCUUCUCGCUGAUAUGAUUGCUGAUGGCGGGCCAUUUCCUUUGGCGUCUCAUUCGGUUCGUCCAUGGACACCAGAGCCAGAGUUAUGGGAUGUUGAAAAGAUCUAUAUGAUUAAUCUAAAACGUCGUCCAGAGAGAAGAUUUAGAAUGGAGAAAAUUUUUGAAAUUCUCGGAGUUGAUGCGACGUAUUGGGAGGCGACUGAUGGGCAGGAUCUACCCAAGGACUACCCGUAUCGAGUCCUACCUGGAUAUAUGGACCCAUUUCAUAAGAGACCAAUCAAAGCUGGCGAAAUCGGAUGCUUUCUGAAGCCAUUAUAG